ACCGUUCUGAGCGGCGAUUGCUGAGGAGAAAGACAUGGAGACGGGCCGGGGGCUUUUCCUGCGGGCGGCGGCGGCGUGGCUCUGCUUGGUCGGGGCAGCCUCUGCCUCGGCGCCCCCUCAGCGCUACACCCCCGACUGGCCCAGCUUGGACGCCCGGCCGCUGCCGGGCUGGUUCGACGCCGCCAAGGUCGGCGUGUUCGUCCACUGGGGGGUCUUCUCGGUGCCGGCCUGGGGCUCCGAGUGGUUCUGGUGGCACUGGCGGGGCGAGAAGCAGCCCGACUUCGACCGCUUCGUCCAGGCGCGCUUCCCGCCUGGCACCAGCUACGCGGACUUCGCCCCCCGCUUCACCGCCCACGACUUCCAGCCCCGGCAGUGGGCGCGGCUCUUCCAGCAGGCCGGCGCCAGAUAUGUGGUGUUGACGACAAAGCAUCAUGAAGGCUUCACCAACUGGGGGUCCAACGUGUCAUGGAACUGGAAUUCGGUAGAUACGGGGCCCCAUCGAGACUUGGUGGGUGAACUGGGGGAUGCUCUCAGAGAAAGGAACAUACACUAUGGACUGUACCACUCCCUCUUUGAAUGGUUUAACCCGCUCUAUUUAUUGGACAAAAAAAAUGGCUUCAAGAGUCAGUUUUUUGUCUAUGGCAAGAUCCUGCCUGAGCUUUAUGAGCUUGUCUUGAGAUACAAGCCAGAUCUCAUUUGGUCUGAUGGAGACUGGGAGGCACCAGAUACUUACUGGAACUCAACCUCUUUCCUCGCCUGGCUUUACAAUGACAGUCCAGUCAAGGAUACUGUAGUGGUGAAUGAUCGAUGGGGCAUCAAUUGCUCUUGCCACCAUGGAGGUUUCUAUAACUGUCAAGAUAAAUAUGAGCCUGGCACUCUGCCAGACCACAAGUGGGAGAUGUGCAGCUCUAUUGACAGAAGAUCUUGGGGGUAUCGAAGCAACAUGCAAAUCAAUGAACUCAUGGAUGAAUCCAGCAUCAUUCAGGAACUUGUGCAAACUGUGAGCUAUGGUGGAAACUAUCUUCUCAAUGUGGGACCCACAAAAGAAGGGGUGAUUGCUCCAGUCUUCCAAGAGAGGCUCCUAGCCCUUGGGAAGUGGCUAGGCAUUAAUGGGGAGGCCAUUUAUGAAUCAAAGCCAUGGAGAAUACAAAAGGAGAAUUGCACUUGCAGCACAUGGUACACUUCAAAGGGAGCAACAGUCUAUGCCAUCUUCUUGACCUGGCCAGAAAGCAGUGUGUUGAUUCUUCCAUCACCUGUCUCAUCUGCAACUACCAAAGUGACUAUGUUGGGAUUCUCUGAACCUUUGAAGUGGCAGGUAGCCCCAGACAAAGGACUGAAGAUCAUGCUGCCCUCGGCUGUUCCUUCACUUCUCCCUCUGCAGCAUGGCUGGACUCUUAAGCUAGUUGGAGUGGCAUGAUGGUGAAGUUGGAAGGAAAUUGAGGAACGUCUGUUUCUCUCUCAAUGACGAACCAUUCAAGCUGGUGUGAUUAGUGGCAUGAAUGGGUUUGAAAUUGUGGGUGGGUGGGGCUUAAAAGAUGGGUCUGCAAUGCAAUGCAGUGUUUAUGUGUUAGCAAUCCUCAGGUGUUGCAUUUCAGUAGGGAGAAACCGAAGAACGGGCACUCUCCCGGCAGGAUUUAAUUUGCCUGACACAAAUGUCCAAAAGCACUCUGCUGUAAUGCAUUGAGCAUCAUUUGCACAGAAUGAGAACUGUCUCCAGUAACUUCUCGGGGAAAUCAACUUGGGCUGUGACGAGUUCCACUUCACUUACAUGUUAUGGGAAACUAUACCUAGUGGCUAACUGAACACCAAAGUUAUUGUGAUCUUGGCCACUUAGCUUGAAAUAAACUGUGAUCCUUGACUUAGCAUUA
Podarcis raffonei (Aeolian wall lizard) is the source of this 1868-nucleotide messenger RNA. It is a transcript of the gene FUCA1, whose product is annotated as alpha-L-fucosidase 1. Gene Ontology annotation, biological process: fucose metabolic process; glycoside catabolic process. Gene Ontology annotation, cellular component: lysosome. NCBI's taxonomy places the organism in Eukaryota, Metazoa, Chordata, Lepidosauria, Squamata, Lacertidae. The record is from RefSeq and is a predicted model, not a curated record. The transcript has 8 exons. The coding region runs from base 35 to 1417 and encodes 460 amino acids. Gene Ontology annotation, molecular function: alpha-L-fucosidase activity.